Molecule: messenger RNA, 1880 nt
Organism: Amblyraja radiata (thorny skate)
Lineage: Eukaryota; Metazoa; Chordata; Chondrichthyes; Rajiformes; Rajidae
Product: extracellular serine/threonine protein kinase FAM20C-like
Exons: 10
Coding region: 109-1761 (550 amino acids)
Biological process (GO): enamel mineralization; protein phosphorylation
Cellular component (GO): Golgi apparatus
Molecular function (GO): phosphotransferase activity, alcohol group as acceptor
Source: RefSeq, a predicted model, not a curated record
CCUCUGUCUUUUUGGUGCUGGGCACGACACAGACACGGAUGUCCAUUUUAAAGGCUCAUGUCCGUGUUCUGAAGCAUUCUCAAUAGGAGUUUCCAGAAAUUGGCUGUGAUGUAUCGCAGAAUCCCGACCUUCUGUAAAUCCAGGCUGGUGUUUCUGUUUUUGAUUCUGAUCAGCCUGAUUCUGCACGUCCUGAUCGCCCUGCUGCCGGCUCAGGAGGUGUACGUCAACGUAUGCGCCCGCGACACGCAGCACGAAGAUCACGCGGGCCACGCGCUCCCAAAGCAGCCGGCGUUGAAAGGCAGGACGCCGAAGAAGAACAGGGAUCUACAGAAUGUUGCCGGCAGCGAGACCCGGAGCCGUGCGUCCCAAUCCCUGGAAAAGGCGCGGCGCUCUUCGAGUGCCAGUGGGCAGCCGUUCACCAGCAAGUGGUCCUCAAAGUCGGGCUCCGGGCCCGACAGUAACCUGCAGAGGGACGGCUACAGGCUGAACACGUCCAAGCUGGCAGCACUAUUUCAGCACCCGCUCUACAAAACCCCUCCUCCCCCUCUCACACCGGACGACCAACUCUUCUCAGUAAACUCAGCAGAGAGGUUCACCGCCAGGAGCAGCGACAGUGACGGCUGGGUCAGCCAUGAGCAGGAGUAUGUCGUGCCAGACGGUGAGUCUCCUGCAGAUACAUACCCCAACUGGCUGAAGUUCUACAUUGGAAUUAACCGAUAUGAGCUCUAUGCACAGAACAGCAGCCUCCUAGCUUCCAUGCUGAACGAGCUUGCAACCUUGAAGAUAGUCCGUGUCGUUCAGAAACUCGGUGGGACCCAGUUGAAGCUGAUGAUGACGUUGAACAACUUUGGCAAGGCCUUGUUUAAACCAUUAAAGCAGACCCGGGAAGAGGAAACGUCCCCAGAUCUCUUCUACUUCUCUGAUUUUGAGAGGCACAACGCCGAGAUCGCGGCCUUUCACUUGGAUCGAAUUUUAGGUUUCCGCCGGAUCCCCCCAGUCGCAGGCCGCCGAGUCAACGUGGUGAAGGACAUCCGAGACUUGACGACGGAUAGUCACCUCGAGCGGACAUUCUUCGUCUCACCAGUGAAGAAUGUUUGUUUCUACGGCGGCUGCUCAUACUACUGUGACAUGGAGCACCCUCUCUGUGGGAAGCCCGAGUUGAUGGAGGGCUCCAUGGCUGCCUAUUUGCCUGACGUUACUCUCGCCAAGCGUCUGUCCUGGAGGAAUCCUUGGAAACGGUCGUACCACAAGAGCAAGAAAGCCAAGUGGGAAGUGAACCCCCGAUACUGCGAGAAGGUUAAAAAGAUGGCACCGUAUAAGACCGGAACCCGUCUGGUUGAUCUGAUGGACAUGACCAUCCUGGACUUCCUGAUGGGCAACCUGGACCGACAUCACUAUGAAACAUUCCAGAAGUUUGGUAAUGACACCUUCCUCCUUCACUUAGAUAAUGGCCGAGGGUUUGGAAGGUACUCUCGGGACGAGGUCUCUAUCCUGGCGCCUCUCCAACAGUGCUGCAGGAUCCGGAGAAGCACCUUCCUCCGGCUGCAGCUUCUGGCCAGCGAUGCCUACAGGCUGAGCGACGUGAUGCGGGAAUCGCUGCGGGCUGACCCGCUCUCUCCCAUCCUGGCCGAGCCUCACCUGGCCGCUCUCAACCGCAGGCUGCUCACCGUCCUGCAGACCACCACACACUGCAUCAAGCAACACGGUGAACACAGCGUGCUGCAGAACGACAUGAAACCUUGGCCAGCAGCUCAGCAGUGAGCAGGGCGGAUCAGUCCAGUGGUCUGUGCUAGCAGCCCCCGGGCAAGACGGCCGUAAGCAGCAACCUUCAAGUUAUAAAUGCUCCAUGCACUCAAGCUUUGUAAAGACCCUGCGAGUCA